Molecule: messenger RNA, 1945 nt
Organism: Dendronephthya gigantea
Lineage: Eukaryota; Metazoa; Cnidaria; Anthozoa; Malacalcyonacea; Nephtheidae
Exons: 12
Coding region: 99-1919 (606 amino acids)
Molecular function (GO): calcium ion binding
Source: RefSeq, a predicted model, not a curated record
CCAACAUUCGACUCUGUCGCUGUGUCGCUGGUGGACUGUGCACCAUUCCCGAGGCCACGUCACAAGAGACCGCUGAUAUCGAUGUCGCAUUUCUCGUCAUGACCUGCGAAUGCCCCGAUGGGCGGACGGGCGAAUUUUGUGAAGUAGAACUGGAUUAUUGUGCUGGUGAACUGACCCCACCCUGUCACCCCUUGGUCUCGUGUUUCAACCAUCCAACAAACUUCACCUGUGGGGCCUGCCCCUCGGGUUACGAGGGAGAUGGAAGCAUUUGUCUUGAUGUUGAUGAAUGCGGAACUAAUACUGAUGGCUGUGAUCAAACUUGUGGAAACACUGUCGGAUCUUAUUUUUGCGAGUGUGGAUCUGGAUACAGCUUAAAUCAGGAUAAAAGGAGUUGUAAUGACAUCAACGAGUGUUCUCAGCCGAAUGACUGUAGUCAGCUGUGCGGCAACACCCUCGGCUCAUACAAUUGCUCUUGCAGGAUUGGUUUUAAGAUUGAUCCAGAUAACCCUACGGAAUGCGAAGCCCAAACAGAAUGUUCGUCUGGUCAUGGUUGCAAUCAGAUCUGCUACAUUGAUGUUCUUCAACCAGGGGUUCCAAAAUGUGCCUGUCGAGCAGGAUAUGUCCUUGGAGACGAUAAAAAAACUUGCAAUGAUAUUAAUGAAUGUGCAACGACAGAAACUAAUCUUUGCGAUCAACUUUGUGUUAACACUGAAGGCAGUUAUAAUUGUUCUUGCAUAUCUGGGUAUACGAAAGCUGGUCAAUCGUGUAGAGUUCGAGAAGAGGAUACAAAAGAAGACAUUGCCCUGGAACCGCCAAACGCAUCAACGGACCAGACAGAUAACGCCAUUGAAAUAACUGUGGCGAACCUUCGGCGAGAAGAUUACACUGUGGAUGUAAACACACUCUUCAAGGAUUCCGUUGUCACAUUAGUGAACGAUUUUUGUAAUGAAAACCGUCUCAGACCUCAGGAUUGCGGAGUGGAACAGAACAAGGUAUUUUUCAGCAGUCUCAACGUGGAACGACAACAAGGAUAUCCAAAGAAUGUUGGAGAAUAUAACACAACCAUCAAGUUCUACAUUGACUACCCAACUACGAUAAAAUCUGGUUCCCUGCCGAAGGCGAUACUGGCCUCGAUUGUUUUCUCGGAAUUGGCGAAAUUUGAAAAGCUUUUUAAUUAUAGCAUUAACCUGGACACUCCAGUCACCCCAGACGCACCACGUGACCCAAGUGACGAACAGAGAAAUAAUGCUGUGACUUUGGAAAUACACGAUUUCACCACAGUCAAGUGGACAACCUUCUAUGAUACUGUUUUCCGCCGAUCUGUUGCCAUCAUUCUGAGCAGAUACUGUAAAGAUGAUUCUUAUUCUCGUGAACAGGAUUGUAAAUUUACUGGGUCAGACGAAAGCUUCGAAUCUGCUCACGUCGGUCGAAUUUCUGGUUUCCCUCAAGAUAAUGGUGGAAAAGUACUUGUUUCAUUUUACGUCACCAACCCAAGUAAAUCCGCCCCAGUUCCGAAGCGAACCCUUGCAUCCAUGUUGGUUACGCAAGGCGGAGAACUCGAGAACGCUCUCAGCCAGAAAAUACAGCUCACGACAACAGCUUUCCCGGAAGAUCCACCACCAGCUUCUGAUGCUCAAAGGGAUAACAGCGUCGUCAUUCGAAUAUCUUCAAUUUCCAGAGCUCAGUGGACCUAUCUGAUCGAUCGGCGUUUGAGAAGGUCAAUUGCAAAACGCAUUGCCGUUUACUGUGGGAAAACUCCGCAAGAUUGCGAAAUAAGAGGCGGAAGUAGCGAUGCGGCCUUCACUGAAACUGAUGUCCAGCGAACCUCGUCAUCUCGCGGCAAAAAACAUGGCGGACUUCACCUUUUGCGCAGUGCGCAGUGUUCCUCUGUGCUCAUACCGUGUACUUGGUCGAGAUGAUUUGCUAACCUUGCUAAAUUUAUACU